AUGAACUGUCAAAACAAAAACAAUAAUACCUGUUAAUUCUUGUAAAAUUUUUCUUUUUGUUACACCAGUUCUAAUAAUCAUAACUAUUGGUUAAUUUAAACGAAUAGUAUAAGGAUAAUACUAUGUGAAUUAUGUGCUCAAAUCUUGUUUACCUGAACUGAAAGUGAAACAGCAAAGUUGGGCGGCAAACUUUUGUUUAUUUACAUUGUAUGCCGCAUAAUGUCUUCACCAAUCGACAUUUCUGAUGAUACAGUCUACAUUUCUGACGAUGACGAGAGUUUCGACCAAGAGGCGUCGCAAAGAAAACCCAAACGCUACGGCCAAAUAUAUAUCACCGAUGACGAAGAUGAGGAACCUGAAACGUCUGUACAUGAAAAAAACAAUCGGCAGGCGGUCUUAAAAAACUUAUUUCCAAAUAUUAAACAUGAUAAUUCUACUGAUGACGAAGAAGAGGAACCUACGAUAUCUGUAACUAAAAAAAAUAAUAGACAGAUGCUAAUAAAAAACCUGUUUCCAAAUUUAAAAGAUACUUAUGACACAGUAGCUGAUCUAGUUACUCCAGUCACUAAACAGUUUGAACAUGUGAUGAUGAUUGGUGGCGUUAGUGUUGUUCUGCCGGUUAAACCAUAUGGCUGUCAGAUUGCGGUGAUGUCUAAAGUAAUAACAGCAAUAAAGGAUAAGAAGCACUGUCUACUGGAGAGUCCAACGGGCACUGGGAAAACACUGGCCCUGCUGUGUGCUGCGCUUGCUUGGCAGAAGAAAGAACGUGAUGUCAUCAGCGAAGGCCAGGCCAAACAGUCCAUGGCCCAGUAUCCUGAACUGAACAAGCUGGAAGGAGCCGCCGAGUACAUUGCGAGUCCAAAAAAGAUCGAAAUUGAAUCAGCAGAAACCUUCUUCAUGAAGAGAGUGCACGGUGACAGGAGCAUUUAUGAUUCACCUCAGAAACAAAAUAUAAACACCAGUAUGAACAAGAGGAAUGAACCUGAUAGUGAUUCCAUCUAUGGUUCACCAGAAGACGGUUUGGUGACGCUGCAAAAGAAAGUUCGAUACAACACUCCGCCUACUCAAAAAACUCCUGAAAUGCCGUCUACUCCAGAAAAAUGGAAAUUGCCAGAAGAAGUGACUCCAGAAAAAGUGAGAAAUCUUUACACGCUGGUGGAGAACCUUCGCGUCAAGGCGUCCAUGUUUGUUGGUUCCAGCGUACCCAUCAUCUACUACGGCGCACGGACCCACAAGCAGAUCCAGCAGGUCGUCAGCGAGUUUGGUAGAACGGUAUACUGCGAGCAAGCGCAGAUGUCCCUUCUGUCGUCUAGAGAGCACAGUUGCCUCCGAGAGUACGAUAGGAGUCAGUGGCCGACGAAGAAUGACAUGUGCUCUUCGUGUAUCAAGCCGCUAUCUGCUGCAGACAAGAUCGCAAAGAAUCAGGACACCAACUGCAAGUUCUACGACAACCGCAAAGCUUUAAACUGCAAAGCGCUCCCCCGUGCGUUUGAUCUCAAGAAACUGGUGGAGAUUGGGGAACGCAUAGUCGCGUGCCCUUACUAUGCUACCAGGGAGAUGGGCAAAGUGGCUAACAUAGUGUUCUGUCCUUACAACUACCUGAUCGAACCAACUAUAAGGAAAAAUAUGUCAAUCGAUUUGAAAGACAACGUCGUGAUCAUAGACGAGGGCCACAACAUCGAGGACAUCUGCCGAGACGCUGCCUCGUUCAGCUUUAACAGAGACCAAGUCAAUAAUGCUAUUAAGGAGCUCGAAAUUUUAACCACGUUCCGGUACGCCGUUACCACUAUGAUGACAUACAUCAUGAAUUUACUCAGUGCUUUGAAACAGUGGGACCUGUGGUUUGCAAACCAUAAUCGAUUGGUAGACGAGCAGCCCGUAAAUGGAAUGGAGGCGACGUACACGUGGAAGGUGGAGGACUUUGUGAAGACGCUAAAUACUCAUAACAUCGGCGAGGCGCAAUACGGUGUGUUCAACAUGUCGGCGGAGAUCUUCUGCCGCAAGUUCCGCGAGGACCAGCGCACUCUGGUGGGCGUCACUCAGACUACUAGCACGCUCGUGGAGUCACUCGACACCGUGCUUGGAUAUCUAUUUCGCUGCUCGGGGAUAUACCUGGACGACUUCAAGCCGGUUCUCGUCGCUAAACUCAAAUCUGAAGUGAGAGGUCCAAAUGCGUGGCGAACCUCGCAGUUUAACAAAGUAGCGGAAAAGGAACCCGUGACCCUACGCUUGAUCUGCAUGAACCCGGCGGUGGUGUUCGCCGGGCUGCACCCCGCGCGCUGCAUCAUCCUCGCCUCGGGCACCCUCACGCCCAAGAUCAGCAUGCAGUCCGAGCUGGCCACCGACUUCCCGCUGCAAAUCAGCCCCAAACACAUCAUUCCCAGCGACAGGGUGUGGAUAGGCUCGCUGUACAGUUGUCCGGACGGCAGCCGGCUGGACUGCACCAGCAACGGCACCAAGCAGACGGCGGUGCAGGACGCGCUGGGCGAGGCCGUGCUCAGCGUGUGCCGCGUCACCCCGCACGGCGUGCUGUGCUUCUUCCCCUCCUACCAGCGCAUGAACUCGUUCAUUCAGCGAUGGAAACAAAUCGGUUUGUGGGGACGAGUGGAAGGAACAAAAAAUAUAUUUAUAGAAAGUAACGACGCCAAAGACCACGAGAUCAAUAUGGAGGACUACUACGAGUGCGUGGGAACUGGCAUGGGUGCGCUGCUGUGUGCGGUGUACCGCGGGAAGGUGGCCGAGGGGAUGGACUUCAAGGACCGCCAGGCGCGGGCUGUCAUCACUAUCGGAGUGCCAUUCCCGAGCAAGUUCGACAUAGCGGUGUCAGAGAAGAUGAAGUUCAACGACAAAUACUUGAAGAAGAGGAACCUUCUGUCCGGCGACGAGUGGUACCGCGUGCAGGCGUACCGGGCACUGAACCAAGCGGUGGGGCGCUGCGUGCGACACGUGGGCGACUGGGGCGCCGUGCUUCUGCUGGACGCGCGCUUCCGCGAGCCCCACUACACGCAGCACCUGUCCGCCUGGGUCAAGGAAUAUCUGGGAUGCAAUCACCACACCUUGGCAAGUCUAGUCAACGGCUCGAAUAGUUUAAAAUCCUUCAUGGAAGAAAUGACGAGGCGAGAGAAUCAGUAGUGUGUUAAGAAACUUUAUCGUGAUAUGUUAUUUUUAUUUAAGAAAAGAGUGAACAAGUCUUGAAGUUCACGUGGGAGUCAUUUAAACGGGAGGACUUGAAUUUUUAAACUAAAAAGUUAUUUUACAGCUGGUCUGAAAUGUUCAAAAGAUUUGGUGCCAUAUUUUUAUCACACUUACUUUUAGCUAAAGUACUAGUAGUAAGUACUGAGCUAAAGAUAGAGAAAUUCAAUUCAUUCCUGUCAAAUACACAUACAAUAUUGUAGUAGCGAUUUUUUAUAACUCGACAAAGUUAGUUUAGAAUUAUCCAUCUGUUUUUAACCGACUUGACACAUCGUUAUAGAACAACGAUGCAGGAUCAUCGAUCUCCUAUUAAAAAGUGGAUGCACAAUCAGCGACCAAAAAACGUUUCCACUCAAUGAGUGCCAAACACAACUUCUUGGCACUCAAUUCAAGUAGUCGCAUUUGCAAAUUCAACCUUAAACUCAAUUUGCUCUGCUCUGAAUUUGGGAUUUUAUUGAAUAUUGGACUAUUGGACUAUAUAUAAAGGCCUAACACUGUCAAAGCAAAAUUGGCCAGUUUUUAAGUUAAAUUUUCUACGUGCUUGUGCAUCCUUUUAUUAUAAUAGGUCAAUGUGCAGGAAUGAAUUUCACACCCCAAGCCUUAUAGUACAGUGCGCACACGAUAAGUUUGCGCGUGGCCAAAAUCAAGAACUAAUCAAAUGCCGCCAUCUUGUCGUCUAUCUCUAUCUAUCUCUAUGCGGGUAAAAGAGAUUGCGGUAAAACUGGCAUCAAGAGCGCCAGUCGCGAGCAGACUUAUCUUGCGCGCACUCUACCUUAGUUACUUAAUGUUCUUUUUCUUACAGGACACUGUUUUUAAAGCUAGUGAUACGCUAACAUGCAGUCUAUGUGGGGCGUGCUUUUCUAGAAAAUGGUUAUUCACUCUUGACUUGGGAAUAUACAUAAAUAUGGUAGGAAAAUCUAAAAAUGUUUUUCUCAAUAAAUAAGAUAAGUCAUAAUAUGAUAAAGACAUUAACAAUUAUCAUUUUCGAUAUGUUUCUCACAUAAAUGUGACCUUCAAGUCAAGAAGAUUAGGCACCUAUAUUAAAAUGCAAUAUGGCGUGCAUAUUAAAAUAAUAUAGCUGCUGUUUUUUCAUUCAAUCGAAUUUAAAUUGUGAUGUUUUGUUUUAGUGUGAUAUUAUUUUUUAAUUUAAAAUUGUUAGUUGGAAUAAAAUUUUACUAAUUCAAUAUAAGUAUGUAUUACCACACAAGGUUAGCCGUCUACUUAAGUGAUUAUUUUUAAAAUGAAAAUUUUUAGACACCCUUUUUUUAUGGAUACUCUAUUUUAAUAAUUAUAAUUCAUAUACAUAUUUUAUGAAAGAAAAAACGGUUUUUUAAUGGUCUAAAUUCCAGAGAACACUGUUCAAAAUACUGUUGGGUUAAUUUUGUGAGCUUUUUUAUUACACAGCUGUUUUUUUUUCUGUCAUAUAUUAACUUCAGUGAAAACUACUCGAAGUUAUUGUCAAUGCAUUUAAAUAACGUACUUAAACUAAAAAGAACCAUCCUAGAAAUGUACAAAAAAUGUUGAUUGACACUCACAAGAUUUUUUGUAUGUCCGUUUCGAAAGUGUUUAUAUAAAUCAUGUGACGAUAAAUAAAAGAUGUUUGUUUUU
This is a messenger RNA of Bicyclus anynana (squinting bush brown), 4800 nucleotides long. Its product is annotated as Fanconi anemia group J protein. The record is from RefSeq and is a predicted model, not a curated record. The coding region runs from base 220 to 3132 and encodes 970 amino acids. Gene Ontology annotation, biological process: nucleotide-excision repair; double-strand break repair involved in meiotic recombination. The transcript has 19 exons. Gene Ontology annotation, cellular component: nucleus. Lineage: Eukaryota; Metazoa; Arthropoda; Insecta; Lepidoptera; Nymphalidae. Gene Ontology annotation, molecular function: DNA binding; DNA helicase activity; hydrolase activity, acting on acid anhydrides, in phosphorus-containing anhydrides.